Lineus longissimus is the source of this 4332-nucleotide messenger RNA. RefSeq lists its product as uncharacterized. Lineage: Eukaryota; Metazoa; Nemertea; Pilidiophora; Heteronemertea; Lineidae. The transcript is spliced from 5 exons. The coding region runs from base 1653 to 2372 and encodes 239 amino acids. The record is from RefSeq and is a predicted model, not a curated record.
GAAAAACAACGUCAACAAAAAAAUAUUGUAAAACGAAUGCACUAUUCCCCUCAGCACAAGGUUUAAUGCCAUUUGUUGUAAUUUAUCUACCUAAAUUCUUUGCCUAUUUAUGUUUUUUCCGAGAAAAUACAUUUCAUUUCACAGUUUGUGCCUAACUAGGCUGCAAUAACGCACCUGUUAUGGCCUUGUUAUUUCAUGCCUCACUGCACACCGGAUUACCUGAUUUGGUUCUGUGAUUUCGAUGUAAUGUGCGAUUCAAGUAAAAUCGUGUUCAUUGAAACCUAAACCUACAUAGCGCAGUGCAUUGCAGCGCUUUUGCUUUUACUUUUUGCCAUCAUAAUGCACUGAUGAAUGAACGGUAUUUUCUCAGAAAAAUAAGAAAUUGAUGCCAUUUUGGUCAAGGCACAAUCUGCUGAGGGGAGUAGUCAGAGAUUCUUGCAAAUUGGCCAACCAACAGUUUCCUACCUUUUCCAAUGAACAGGCAUGCACGUUAAAGGAUAGGUUUGCUGGCUGAUGAGUCUAUUAUAUAUAUAAUUCUUUUUUUGCUGGUUUUCGGGUAGUCCACAAUGUUCACAAUAUGUAAUCAUAGUACAAUGUUUUUGCUUUUAGCGUCAGAACUGUAGAAAUAAAAGGCUUGAUAAAGUGCCCUGCAAGCGAGCUAUUUUGCAAGUAAAUUGCUAUGACCUACGAUUUAAUCCCAUUCGAGGUCGACGCUAGCCGCUGCAAUCAUCACCUUUGCCAUCUUUCGACGUUUUAUUUGUGAUAGACGUGACUUCAAAGCUAUCGCAUAUAAUACAGUUUAGUUCCUCGCAUAGCUGACGACCAAGGCCUGAUUUGAAAAUAUUUCGUGCUAAGUCCAGCAAAGUUGUCACUUUUUACCGUGACUGUAGCGAUGAUGCCCAUUUUACUCCAACAAUAGACAUUGAUGACCUGAACUUGUAGAGAGAUUCGUCUAUCACGUUUCCGGGAUCGGGAUCAGGAUAGGUAUCAGGUCGCGGAUGGGAUCUAACCUGAAAGCUGCUAUUUCAUUUAGUGAAAUUAAUCAUACUUAUUCAUGUCAGUUACGUGCUCUGGUCAUGACAAACUGUUUAUGAGAAAACCUACAACAGGGUCAUGCAGCACGCACCAACGCAAAAUCAAAGCUGCCCUUAUUAAAAAUGGGUUGUGCGUUGCAACCGUUGAAUGCUUACGACGGAUGAAAUGUUGCUGUGUAAAUGAAGAGAAGGCAGGUGUAUUAUUUCAAUGGCAACUUGCCAUUCCUUUCACUGGGAUAUGGAUACAUUUUAUCUGAUGAAACAAAUAACAAUCUUGUUUAUUCUUGCUAAACUGGCUCUUCAUCUAAAAACUGUCAGUCAUUUCCCUUGUCGCUCUACUCAAUUUCAGCUAACUGUCCAAGUUCUACUUGUUGACCUUCAUUGUCGUUAAUAAUGCACUCCAAAAAUUAAAUAGUAAAUCAUUUACCAUUUGAAGUUGUUAACGAUACGUUUACCAAUAAGUAGUUAACAUAACUAUUUUCAUAGUUAGAGUAACUACUUGAAAUCCAAACAGCAUGAAUACUUUUUUACCAUUUCAAGUAGUAAAAUCAGCCAACCAAUCAGAAUCACUGAUUUUGUGAAUUAACCACUUAUAGUAGUAAGCUUCGACCAAUCAGAAUGCGCCCCCAGACAGCAGACGUCCAGCGUCGAUCGCCGCCAUUUUUAACCCGCUUCAAAAGCCAAACUUCGUUUUCGCUGAUCUUUGAAAUGGACGUGGAGGAAACGUUGGCAUCAUGGGGGAUGGGAGAACUGGUUAAAGUGUUCAAGGAUGAAGGCAUUGAUGAGGAGGCAUUUUGUAUGUUGGACGAUGAAAUAAUAAAGGAGCUGAUUCCAAAAAUUGGUACCAGAAUGAAGUUUGCAAGGAAGUACCGCAAUCUACUACUAUGUAAUAGUCAUGAUAGUAGUCUUGGGAUCGAACAAGACUACAAAAUUCUAUUUGCCAACAAUGAUUUCAUGACCAGAAGAUGGGACACUGUGUUUGCCUCCAAAGUAAUCAGCUACACAGAUUCCGCGAAGCCAUCGUGGCGUGAGAUGGUUCCAGUCAAGAAGGAACUCAGCAAUUUGGAACAGAGUGUAGUUGCAAUGCAACUUCUACCGAUCAUGCUGCCCCCCAGGCCAACAAAAGGUCAUAGACCAUCCGUGACUGAGGCAAUGUCAUCGUUCAUACAGUUCAAGCAGGACCUCCCAAGUGGAGCUGUGCAGCCCUUCGUGUUGGCUCUUGGGGAUAGAACCUCUCCAACGCAGGCAUUUCUUAUAAUUGAGAAGAACGCUUUAGAAUAUCCAACACUGCUGAAGGCCGUUGAGGCCUGUUUUAGGCUUUGUAUGUUCUUGACAUAGAAUAUCCUACUGACUGUGUGACAUUCUCAUUAGUGUAACUGUGCAACCUUAAUGUUGGCUUUUGGUGAUAGAACCUCUCCAACUCAGGCAUUUCUUAUCAUUGAGGUGAACGCUUUAGAAUAUCUGACACUGCUGAAAGCUGUUGAGGCCUGUUUUAGGCUUUGUAUGUUCUUGACAUAAAAUAUCCUACUGACUGCCUUAUUAUGUGACAUUCUCAUGAGUGUAACUGUGCAGCCUUAAUGUUGGCUCUUGGUUAUAGAACCUCUCCAACUCAGGCAUUUCUUAUCAUUGAGGUGAACGCUUUAGAAUAUCUGACACUGCUGAAGGCCAUUGAGGCCUGUUUUUUAGGCUUUGUAUGUUCUUGACAUAGAAUAUCCUACUGACUGCCUUAUUGUGUGACAUUCUCAUGAGUGUAACUGUGCAGCCUUAAUGUUGGCUCUUGGUGAUAGAACCUCUCCAACUCAGGCAUUUCUUAUCAUUGAGGUGAACGCUUUAGAAUAUCUGACACUGCUGAAGGCCAUUGAGGCCUGUUUUUUAGGCUUUGUAUGUUCCUGACUUAGAAUAUCCUACUGGACUGCAUUAUUGUGUGGCAAUUCAUUGAGGACUUUGGUGAUCUCUGAUGAAUUUCUGUUGUAAAUACAUGUAGAUGUUAAUCAGACUAAAUCUGCUAGAGUAUAAAGAGGAAGAUCCUUUGAUAUUUGCAAAGGUCUGGGCAUUUAUAGUGUGAGGAUACAUGUAUCUUGGGAUUACUGUAUAGGGGCAAUGUAUCAAGGGGUUAUUCUCCUGAAACAGUUUUACUGUUUUCAAAUUGAAUGAAUGUGAGUAAUGAAUUGUUAACUUAAUUGAUAGAUUUCUGCUUAGAUGCAAUUUGAAUGUCAUGAAUUGAAAACUAUAGUUAAUGAUAAAUUUAUGUUGCAAAUACAUGUAGAUGUAAUCAGACCAAAUCUGCUGAUUUCUACUUUAGAUUCAAUUUGAAUGUAUGAAUUGAAAACUAUAGUUAGUGAUAAAUUUCUGUUGUAAAUACAUGUAGAUGUUAAUCAGACUAAAUCUGCUAGAGUAUAAAGAGGAAGAUCCUAUGAUAUUUGCAAAGGUCUGGCCAUUUAUAGUGUGAGGAUAUCUUGGGAUUACUGUAUAGGGGGCAAUGUAUCAAGGGGUUAUUGUCCUGAAAACGUUUUACUGCUUUCAAAUUGAAUGAAUGUGAAAUGAAUUGUUAACUUAAUUGUCAUUGAUAGAUUUCUACUUUAAAUGCCAGUCACAAAUUUGAAUGUAAUGAGUUGAAAACUAUAGUUAAUGAUAAAUUUCUGUUGUAAAUACAUGUAAAUGUAAUCAGACUAAAUGCGUUUAGUGUUUGUUUUUCAUUAAAAGGUAAUUCUUUUAGUGACAACAUGGUUGUGUACCCUAGCUUAAAGAGGAUAACGCCGUACAAUAAGUCUUGAUCUCUUUGAGAAUUAGUUGUAGGACGCUAUCUCCUGUAAGAACUACAACCCAAUGAUGGGAUCUGUGACCCUGGCAAUAUGCAGCAAAUGCACUUUCAAAAGGCUCUUUGGACAUUAGUUCUAUCACUCAUUGUUCUCACACUGUCCAAAAUACUGGUUAUUUUGGACCCCUCAUUAUGAGGGAAUCCGGGCCUCCUUGCUGCCGAUCUCAAGUAGACGAACAGGUGUCGGCUUGAGAGAAACAGUAGCAGUUACAGCCCGGAUUUCCUCAUUAUGACCCUAACUAGCCCAUCCGCCAAAAAGGGAGCCACAAGUACAUAAUAGUUAAUGUGGAUGGAUAAAGUAGUAAGGAUCACUAUCAAAAUGGUUAAAAUUGAAACUAUAAAAUGGUUAAAAAUCAACUACUUAUGGUAGUUAUUUUAUUAACUAUUUUGAAAUAGUUAAACUAACCACUUAUCAGUCGGUGCAAUACUAAGCCCCAAAGUAGUUACCAUUUAACUAUUAAUAGUUAGUUUUCACCAUUU